UUGUUUCGCGUUGUUUACUCAUAAUUUACGUAAACAUAUUAAGCUUGAAAAUAGUGUAAUUUCUACAAACCAAUAAAACCUGUGAAUUAAACUUCACAAAUCUUAAAAUACUAAUAUAAUGUUGCUAUAACGUCCAAUUUGUUAAGUUACGACAGACAAUACUUUUCAUUGUGUAACAUCGAAAAUUGAUCAAAAAAAUGGGUGGAAAAGCUGAAAAAGGUACUCCAAAGUACAUUGCGAACAAGAUAAAGGCUAAGGGCUUGCAGAAAUUGCGAUGGUACUGCCAGAUGUGUCAGAAACAGUGCCGAGACGAGAAUGGAUUCAAGUGUCAUACCAUGUCGGAGUCUCAUCAAAGGCAGCUGCUGUUAUUUGCUGAUAACGCCAACAAGUACAUCGACGAGUUCUCCAAGGAGUUCGCUGAUGGAUACUUGGAACUCCUUCAUCGUCAGUUCGGUACGAAAAGAGUUAAUGCCAAUAAAGUAUAUCAAGAGUACAUUUCACAUAGAGACCAUCUCCACAUGAACGCUACGCAAUGGGAGACUUUAACGGAGUUCGUGAAAUGGUUGGGACGUGAAGGCAAGUGUGUGGUCGAUGAAACGGAGAAGGGGUGGUUUGUGGCGUAUAUCGACAGGGAUCCAGCUGCGAUAGCCGCGUUGGAAGCUAAGGCUAAAAAGGAGAAGAUGGAUAAGGAUGAUCAGGAAAGGAUGCUAGAAUUCAUACAGAAGCAGGUGGAACGUGGGAAGAAGCAGGGUGCUUCAGACGGACCAUCGUACUCGGAGUUCAAGAGAGAGAGCAGUCAGGAGAAGGUGGUGCUCAGUUUGAAGAGGAAGGCUGAAGAAAAGAAAACAGAACCGCUGCCAGUUUCAGCACUCAAACUGAAAGAUAGCUCUAAAAAAGAAGAAAGUUCUAAAAAGCAAAGAAUAGAAGAGAACAAAAACAAACAGUCGGCUCUGGAUGAGAUCAUGAAGAUGCAGGAACAAGCUAAAGAGAGAGCUAAUAGAAAAGACUACUGGCUCUGCGAAGGGAUUGUAGUGAAGAUCACUACAAAAUCACUAGGCGACAAGUUCUACAAGAAGAAGGCGAUCGUUGAGAGAGUAGUCGACAAAUACUGCGCGCAUGUUAAACUUACGGAUGAGAAUACUAGAAUUAAACUGGAUCAGAAUCACCUAGAAACAGUGAUCCCGUCGACGGGCCGGUCCGUCCGCUUCGUGAACGGCGCGUACCGUGGAUCCACCGGACAACUCAGAGAUAUAGAUAUAGACAAUUAUUGCUGCGAUGUCGAGAUUUCAGAAGGCCUUUUAACCGGACGCGUAGUGAAAGGCGUUCAAUAUGAAGAUAUCAGCAAAUUGGCGACGUGACAAGACACACGAAUUAAUAAAUUAACUAAAAUCGCGGGUUACUCACGUGAAUAUACUGAGAAAAGCUCAAUUAAGCAGCUCUCUGAGCUCUGUAGGCUGCUCAACUUCGCCGCGACCGCGCACGCUGCUCAUAAAGAAGAACCCCUCUGCGGUUCGAAACUAGUAGAUCUUUCCUCAGUAUCCUUUCGCGCGUUUCUUGUACACACGGGUGUACGAGAGAGUUGAGUGCCCAUCGCCGCAAUUGU
Messenger RNA from Spodoptera litura, 1603 nucleotides. It is a transcript of the gene kin17, whose product is annotated as kin17 DNA and RNA binding protein. Gene Ontology annotation, cellular component: nucleus. Gene Ontology annotation, biological process: DNA damage response; DNA replication. The record is from RefSeq and is a predicted model, not a curated record. Gene Ontology annotation, molecular function: double-stranded DNA binding. Lineage: Eukaryota; Metazoa; Arthropoda; Insecta; Lepidoptera; Noctuidae.